AUGGAUGAGCUAGGCAUCGUCUACCUCAUUGAGAAUGCUCAACAAUUCUGGUCCGAGCUGGAAGAUAUAGUGCACAUACAGAGCAGUCCGACGCUCUCGAGGCUGGAUGCGACCCUGAAGAGAUUUAUAUCAUUUGCUGCGUCCUACCAUGAAACAUACCUUCAAAGUCCAUUACAACUCGAACACGCUUGCGAACUCAUCGUCGACUCGGAACUCUUCACAUUCCACUCGGAGCGCAUGUGUGAGAUCCUGACCGACGACGCUAGCUCCUCCACAGAUCCUCAUAUUCAAUUCAUCCUCUUCAACGUCCUUCUCUCAUACGGCCGCCGAAAUAGCAACUUCCUCCGCAAUUACAAGCGAUGGCAACCGCUUAUCCCCAUUCUUAUGGACCACAUUCUCAUUGACAUAGACCCUGACAUUGAAGACACAUAUUUUGGAGCGACUGGGCCCAGUGUUGGCUGGAAUAGUGCGAGUGGGAGCGGAAGAGCGCUUGUUGUUCCGAUAGAAGUUAAGAUGAGGAGCCUGGCUGUUAGAUUGUUAUAUGAGGUCUGUAGGGCGAGUAAGCUGAACAAGCAGGAGCUAGGCGUGUUCACCGACGACUUCAUAGACCGGUUGUUCGACAUUGUGGAACAGACAAGGGAUAUGCAGGACGAGACCUUCAAUUACUCCGUCAUCAAAUUAAUUGUCGCUCUGAAUGAACAGUUCAUGGUCGCAUCCCUUCAGCCAGAAAAUCGUCCCAACUCGCCCAAUCCGCAUGGGCAUAAACUCCAUCAUCAUAAACCAGUAAAUGGUGCCCAUGCAGACGCAUCGGACGACAACAGAGUGUUACGUGUUCUUAUCCGACGAUUAGGUCUCAGUCAGACGUUUGGUGGCAAUAUGAUCUUCAUGCUCAACCGAGCUGACCAAACUCCUGAAGAUCGAGUAAUGCAACUUCUCGUGCUCAAGAUUUUGUAUCUGUUAUUCUCGACCCCUGGAACGUCCGAAUAUUUCUAUACGAACGACCUAUGUGUCCUUGUCGACGUCUUUCUGCGCGAGUUGGUUGACCUUGACGAAGACCAGGAGUCCCUACGUCACACAUACCUUCGCGUUCUCCAUCCCCUCCUGACGAAAACCCAGCUCCGCACGACGCCCUACAAACGCCCCCAGAUCGUCCGCACCCUCGAAUCCCUCAUCGAACAUCCCGAAAUCCGCGAAGUCAGCCCAACGACCCGCCGUCUCGUCGAGCGCUGUCUCUCCGGAGACUGGUGCGUUCAGCUGCGCAAAACCGCACCGAAACCAGCCUCUGCAGCACUCCUCUCUCCUGCUCUCGAUGGCGGUUCGGCCGGUUCUUAUGCCUCGUCUUCAAACCGGUCUGGGGAUCGGGAUAAAUUGGGAGGUGGGACGCUGCAUCGGCAGCGGUCACUUAAGGGGAGCAAGAGUGUCGAGAAUAUUCGGACACUGAACGCAGCUUCGCCGCCCAAGAGCAGAGGCUUGGAGGCGCUGAAAAAUAAGGCAGGACCGAGUAACGAGAGCGCUUCGAGUUUGCCUGGAGUGGCGGGGGCCGCGACGUCCUCUUCGAAAUCGGGACGAGAGAGGUUUGGGAGCGUUGCAUCGGAGAGUGGCAAGACCCACCACCACCAUCACUCGAACUCGAAGAAGGACAGCUAUGUCAAUAACAUUAUCGUCUCGCCUAUGCGGUCCAACUCUCUCGGCGACGUCAUUGAUUCCAUCACUUCGCCUUCCUACGACCACGAACACGCACAUCAGCACCUUCGUAUCCCCGAGUCGGCGUCUUCGCCCAUUUCGCCACCUCUUUCACCGACGUCUAUCACAUCGAGGAGCUCGGUAGCUUCAGAUGCCACGACAAAGUCAACCACGACUCAGAAGCCAGCCAGGAGGAGUGCACCAGCGCCGCCACAGAAGAGGAGGAAGCCACCUGCUGUGCCUGUAGCGGCCAAUGGAGGGGUGACGAUGGUAACCAUCAAGUCGUCGAAGGACAAGGAGAGGGAUCAUUGA
Stereum hirsutum FP-91666 SS1 is the source of this 1995-nucleotide messenger RNA. RefSeq lists its product as uncharacterized. Gene Ontology annotation, biological process: actin cortical patch assembly; actin cortical patch localization; endocytosis. The record is from RefSeq and is a predicted model, not a curated record. Gene Ontology annotation, cellular component: actin cortical patch. The transcript is spliced from 9 exons. Gene Ontology annotation, molecular function: Arp2/3 complex binding. NCBI's taxonomy places the organism in Eukaryota, Fungi, Basidiomycota, Agaricomycetes, Russulales, Stereaceae. Bases 1 to 1995 code for a protein of 664 amino acids.